Messenger RNA from Tachyglossus aculeatus (Australian echidna), 1309 nucleotides. Its product is annotated as cathepsin W-like. Gene Ontology annotation, cellular component: lysosome. Gene Ontology annotation, molecular function: cysteine-type endopeptidase activity. NCBI's taxonomy places the organism in Eukaryota, Metazoa, Chordata, Mammalia, Monotremata, Tachyglossidae. The transcript is spliced from 11 exons. Bases 49 to 1056 code for a protein of 335 amino acids. The record is from RefSeq and is a predicted model, not a curated record.
GCCCUGCUGCUCCCCUGCCUGCUGGCCCCUCUGGUUGGGGUCACCGCCAUGGCCUCCUGGGGACCCGGCGGCCAGGACUAUCACCCCCAGCCUCCCCCGGCCACACGUCUGGAGCUGAUGGAGAAAUUCAAGGAAUUCCAGCUUCGCUACAAUAAGAGCUACGAGGACCAAACAGAGCACGCGCGACGCUUCGAGAUCUUUGUCCAGAACCUGGCCCGGGCCCGGAAGCUGCAGGAGGAGGACCUGGGCACGGCGGAGUUUGGGGUCACUCCCUUCAGUGAUCUCUCGGAGGACGAGUUUCUCAGUCUUUACGCGCCCAGAUUCGGGAUGCCCUCCGGAUGGGCAAAUCGAACGGCCAGGGGCCCCGAGGGGCCUCUCCACAGGAGGACUUGUGAUUGGAGAAAAGGAGGGGCCAUCACACCGGUCAAAAAUCAGGGAUCCUGCCGCUCCUGUUGGGCCUUCGCCGCCGUCGGCAACGUGGAGUCCCUGUGGUCCCUCAGGGCCGGCGACCGACUCGUCUCCCUCUCGGUGCAAGAGCUGUUGGACUGUGGUCGCUGUAGGGACGGCUGUCAGGGUGGCUACCCCGCAGACGCCUUCCUCACCAUGAUGUUCAACAGAGGCCUGGCCAGUGACAAGGACUACCCCUACAAGGUCCGGGCGAGGCCCAACGGAUGCAAGGCCAAUAAGUCGAGGGCCGCCUGGAUCCGCAACUUCAUCACACUGCCCCAGGAUGAGAAGCACAUGGUCCGACACCUGGCUCACCACGGACCCGUCGUCGUAAGCAUCAAAAUGCCGCGACUCCAGCUGUACGUCAGGGGAGUUAUGCAUCCGACCCGCCAUAACUGCAACCCCAAAGCAUUACACAGUGUCCUGGCGGUGGGCUUUGGCUUCAAUAAUGGUUCCUCUCACUGGAUCCUGAAGAAUUCUUGGGGCCCAAAAUGGGGAGAAGAGGGCUAUUUCCGGCUGCAUCUUGGGAGCAACGCCUGUGGCAUCGCCGAUUAUCCCAUCACUGCCGUGAUCCCAGAUUCCAAGCCCCGUGUCUCCUGCCCGCUGUGAGACCGUCAGCCCUGUCCACCCGAUGGCCUGCAUUACCCUAAGCCCCCCACCGUCCCCUCCCUGUGGCUCCGGCAGAGACCACCCCUGCUCUUGAUCCUUCCCAAACAAUCCCGAGUCCCAGGCCGUCCGUGGAAUGACCUGGGAGAGGCCUCGUGGGCAGAAAUGGCCAGUGUGGACCACUCCCCCGACCCCUCCAGUUCUCCGGCCUCCCGCUUAGGUCUUUGUCCCCCUGCCCAGUUCCCCCACACCUUCC